Humulus lupulus (European hop) is the source of this 899-nucleotide messenger RNA. RefSeq lists its product as uncharacterized. The coding region runs from base 311 to 859 and encodes 182 amino acids. The transcript has 8 exons. NCBI's taxonomy places the organism in Eukaryota, Viridiplantae, Streptophyta, Magnoliopsida, Rosales, Cannabaceae. The record is from RefSeq and is a predicted model, not a curated record.
CGACCCCAGGACAACAACCCCACCAUUGCUCGACAUCCACAACAAUUCGUGUGACUGGAGUCAACCUCUCUUCUCGGGCGACUGGAUUCUUCCUUUUCAGGCGACAACACCUCAGGUGCGCUACGGAUUCUCCAGGUAUGGACCUCUGCCCUCUCUCAUAUAUGUUCAUAGCUCACACCAUAUUAGAGCAAUCACUGGAGUCCAAAUUGCUUUCUUUCCCUUUUCUUUAUUUUUUUUCCUCUCAAAGUUCAAACUCCCAAUAAUUCUUCUCAACUUUCUUUCUUCUGAUUUCUGGGAUUGAAGAUUCAGAAUGACGAAUUGGGCCUUGAUGAACUAUUGCCAGCAUGAUCAAGUUGUCUUCUUGACCACUAUUGGAGUCUUCACCAUCGUUAUCCUCUUGCUCUGGAGAACAGUACUACUCACACCCUUUAAGCUCAUCACAGUGUUCUUGCAUGAAGCAAGUCAUGCUAUUUCUUGCAAACUCACAUGUGGUCAUGUGGAGGGAAUCCAAGUCCAUGUAAAUGAGGGUGGCGUCACACAAACGCGUGGUGGUGUAUACUGGUUGAUAUUACCUGCAGGAUAUCUUGGCUCAUCAUUCUGGGGAAUGACUUUGAUACUCGCAUCAACAAAUCUCCUCACUGUGAGAAUUGCUGCUGGUUGUUUAAUUGUUGCUCUAUUUGUGGUGCUCUGUAUUGCUAAAAAUUGGACACUCCGUGGACUUUGUAUCGGAUUCAUCAUUUUCCUUGCUUUAAUUUGGGUUCUGCAAGAAAUGACAACAGUCCGUAUUCUCCGUUACGUUAUUCUCUUUAUAGGUGUGAUGAACAGCUUGUUUUCAGUAUAUGGAAUUUUGGGACAGUAGCUGUAACAAGGUCAUUGAAUAUACAACUGAAGUAUCCUUC